CUAAAUCAAAUUAAUCACACUUAAACACACAAAAUAUAUAAUUAAGUUAUAUAAGUAUUUACUAUUAACAUUGCAAAUAACAAGUUGAGAGUAAUAAAGAAAUUAUUUGGAUGUGGACGACCAUUGAGAUCAUUAUAGAAUCAGUAGUCUUAUAUACGGUGUAAUAAAAAAAAGAAUAUGAAUAUAAUGACACAUGAAGUAGUGUCCCGCAAACGCAAAAUCCAAGAAACAGUAACUGAUGAAGAAGAAUUUGUUACGAAGAAAGCUUCAAACAAAGAGCAAUCUGUUACGAAGGAAGCUUCAGACAAAGAGCAAAGGCAACACAUUAUCAAUUUAUGUAUUUCCAAACUAUCCAAGAGGUAUAAAAUAGUGCGUACGACUAAUUCAUCGAUAAAAAAAAGUACAUUGGACAAGGAAAACCAAGAAAACCCGGAAAGUGAAUUCAAGAAUGGCGAUCAAAUUAAAAAACAGAAGUUGAAUAUUUCUAUACGUAAACACAGAAAAAUAGCUGUGGGCCUUAGCCGUUCGGUGUUGAUAGAAAACACUCUGAAUAGACUCAAAGAUGUGAACAAAUUAGAAGAGCAGCGUAAGAAGGAAUAUUUAGAAUUUAAAAGAAUCCCCUGUAAUUUUGCCCGGUGUGUGAUGAUAAAAAAUAUAUUGAGUAAAUAUCAAAAUAAGGUGCAACUUAAAGAGCCGUCAAAUGAAUCAUCAGCAUUUUUUAAGUUAGUGUUACCAAGAGCGUCUCCAGCUGACUACAUCUACAAUUCAUUAUCUACACCAGAACCACCCGAAUUGUACAACUUUGAAUAUUUUCAUAUUUUCAUGGGAAUGAAUUAAAUUCUAUAUAAUAGAUU
This is a messenger RNA of Nicrophorus vespilloides, 854 nucleotides long. RefSeq lists its product as uncharacterized. NCBI's taxonomy places the organism in Eukaryota, Metazoa, Arthropoda, Insecta, Coleoptera, Silphidae. The coding region runs from base 178 to 837 and encodes 219 amino acids. The transcript is spliced from 2 exons. The record is from RefSeq and is a predicted model, not a curated record.